CCUACCGUAAAAACUCGAUCUCUCUCUCUCUCUCCACUCUUAGAGAAAACUCCCACAGGCGCCCCCGCCCUCCUCCUAACACCGACCUCCGACGAGUGCCGACCAGGACGAACGCCAGCGCUCGUGUCUCCUUCGUCGUCGCCGGUGGCUAGAUUUCGCUAGAAAAAACAGAGAAACCCCAACACUUUUACGACGAUUUUGGGUUGUUGUGGAAUUGAACCAUUCUUGGUGGGUAAUCUGACCAUAUCUUGUGCAUUUCGAUGUUGAAUUUGGUUAAUUUCAUCUGGGUUAUAGUGAAUUUAAACUCUUAGGACGAUAUAUGGUUUGUGGGUUUGUGUGGUUGAACCGUUUGAUUAGCGUCGUGAGGUGGCGUUGGUCCGGCCUGGCGGUUUUGGUGAGGCUUUCAGAGGUGGUGAUGGGUUUUUUUCUCAGAUUCCCGGUGGGGUUUGGCAUGAGCGGUGGCGGCGUGGUCCGACUCUGGGCGGUGAAGUUUGUCUCAGGUGGCGGUGGUUUCAUGGAAAAUCUGAAGGUGCGGUGGGGUUUGGCCUGGGCGGUGAAGCUUCUCAAAAGAGUGACUUUCUACGACAACCUCACAGAAGACUCGCUCAAAUUUUUUAACCCAUCCUAAAGAUGUGUCAGAUGGGUCAGAAAUCAGAAUGACCCGACCCAAGUAAGACCCAAAAAUAAUUUCGGCCGAGGAACAACGUGUCACAGAUAUAUAUAUGGAGUUAAUUUAAGAUUUAGCGCCAACUUGCUCAACUCAAACAGAUACAAUCAAUCUCCCUCCCACCUCAAAGAUUCGUCUCUCCUUCCUCAAAGAUUUGUCAUCUCUGCUUGCAACUCGCAAAAAUGGUGAUUACCGUCCACAUCUCACCGAGCCUGUUAAUGGAAAUAUAUGAAUUUCUGAAGCUAGUGAGGGAGUACAACAACGGAGAAUUAUGUGAUCCUUUUAAGCAAAUACUUCAAGAUUUCGAUGAACAAAGGAAUAACCUUGAUGAAGCUUCUUUAAGAGUUCACGAGUUAUUCAAGGAUUACAUUCAACUUACUCAAGGUUACAAUGGUCUCAGAAAGCGAGUCAUGUUAAACUACUAUCAUGCCAAACUCUGGGAUCGUUUUGGCUUUAUCGAUAGCCAGCGUUAUUUAGACUAUUUUAAAAUUCUCCGAAGCUAUCGUAGUGGGCAGAAGAGCAUGAAGAAAAUGGUAGAAGAGCUAGCCAUACUUUUUGCUGGUCAUAUGGAUUUAUUCUUGGAGUUCUGUGAAUUCUUACCUUGUGACUUUGAUUUUGGUGAUUGAGAAAAGGCCAUCAUCAUGGAAAGUUCAAAAACUCAAACAUGUUCCAAUGAUUUACUUUUUUUUUGUUUCUUCUUGUAUUUUUACUUUUGUGGUUUGGUAGGACUUAAUUCCUGUAAGAGAGAUUCA
Molecule: messenger RNA, 1419 nt
Organism: Corylus avellana
Lineage: Eukaryota; Viridiplantae; Streptophyta; Magnoliopsida; Fagales; Betulaceae
Product: paired amphipathic helix protein Sin3-like 6
Biological process (GO): regulation of DNA-templated transcription
Molecular function (GO): transcription corepressor activity
Source: RefSeq, a predicted model, not a curated record